This is a messenger RNA of Iphiclides podalirius (scarce swallowtail), 1782 nucleotides long. The record is from the annotation of a GenBank genome assembly. Lineage: Eukaryota; Metazoa; Arthropoda; Insecta; Lepidoptera; Papilionidae.
AUGUUUUCUGCUCUGAAGAAGUUAACUAGAACUAACGAUGAUCGCUGUCCAGCUCCAAUGCCGAUGUCUUCUUCUUUGCAGAGAAAAUUUUCAAGAGGAGUUCAUUUUAACAUGAAAAUAUUAAUCAAAGGGGACAGAAACGUAGGCAAAUCAUGUCUUUUGCAAAGGCUACAAGGCGGACCAUUUACCGAAGAAUAUGUUCCUACCGAGCAAAUACAAGUAGCUCCUAUCCAUUGGACAUAUAAAAAUUCUGACUAUAUUGUAAAAGUGGAAGUGUGGGAAGUUGUUGACAAAGGUAGAGCAAAGAAAAAGCCUCCCUUAGGACUUAAGUUGGAGAAUCAAACGACACCCGCUGCCCAGGAUGAGGAAUAUGAGACACCAGUUUUGGAUGCUACAUUUUUAGAUGUUUACAAAAAUGCGAGUGGUGUUAUAUUGAUGCUAGAUAUAACAAAACCUUGGACUUUUGAAUAUGUGGUCAAGGAGUUGGCGCGAGUGCCGGCGGACUUACCUGUCGUAGUGCUCGGUAAUCACUGUGAUAUGCAACAUCACCGUCAAGUACAUCCUCAUCACAUAGAUCAAGCUCUAUAUAAUGCUAAACUGACUAGGACGGCACCAGUUCGGUACGCUGAGUCAUCCAUGAGAAACGGAUUUGGCUUAAGAUUAUUGCACAAGUUUCUGAGCGUUCCCUUCUUGAGGCUGCAAAAGACCAGUUUGCUUGAGCAACUGCAAAGAAACCAAAGGGACAUGGAGGAGAUCGAAAAGGACCUGGACGAUUUUCAAAAUUCGGACGAGGCCCAUUACAAUGUGUUUUUGGAUCGACUCGCUAAUAAGCGACGGCAGAGCAGCGAGCCGAUCGAGCCUCGUGUGAUAAGCGAUAGGUCCCCAAGCAUCGUCCUGGGCGCCGGAAAACCUAUUGUGCCCCCCAACGUCAACCCACUCUUAGCACAGUCCCUCAACCCGAAGGGAAUCAAAGCACACCACAGCGCACCAGACAGCAUUCCGAACAAACAAAGCCAGUAUGUGAGUCCCGAACUGAUACAUCCGAAGCCACCGGUCAGUAUGGAAAUGACACCCUCAAGGCAGUCGCAAGUUGAAAGUAAUCCAAGUACACCGGCAGCCAAAACUGUAUCAACGUCCUCGGGUGCUUUAGACGAAUUUUACGCAGGGACGCUUGAUAGUAGCUUUUUGGAGGAUCUUGCACCGCUAUCUCAUCCCAACCAGGAAAUUGCUCCCGAAAGUGACAGUGAGGACGAUAUCGCAACAAAUCCAAAAGUCACGAUUGAGGAAGACGAUUUGGACGUUGAUAAUACUCCACCGACGAAUCAACAUUUUGAAUCGAAAGUAAACACAGAUUAUCAUUCGACGAUUGGCAAGGAGGACGAGAGUUUAGAAAACAUGUUUUCAAACAAGACGUAUAUAAGUAAAGAUAAUUUGGAGGAGAACGAUAAUAUAAUUUUAUCAAGUCAUCGAGAACUGAAUCUUAAUUUGUCCCUGAACAGUGAUUUCCCUAUAUGGGCUGGAGAUUCGAGUAUUAGAAGAUCGCCCGAAGGCGGAGAAGAUCCUGAUAAUUCUAAAGACCCGGAGCGUAAGGCCGAGAAGAAACACAAGAAGAAGAAAUCGAAGGACAAGGACAAAGGUGACAACGGAGAGAAAACCGAACGCAAAGAAAAGAAGCACAAACACAAGAAAAGCAAAAGCGAGAAACGUAAUUCCAAUCCGCAACAAGAUUUACUCGCACCGACUUUGAAUACGGACUUCGACUAUGACGACUAUGAUAGUAUU